Leopardus geoffroyi (Geoffroy's cat) is the source of this 4034-nucleotide messenger RNA. RefSeq names its product inositol monophosphatase 1 (gene IMPA1). Lineage: Eukaryota; Metazoa; Chordata; Mammalia; Carnivora; Felidae. The record is from RefSeq and is a predicted model, not a curated record. Gene Ontology annotation, biological process: phosphatidylinositol phosphate biosynthetic process; signal transduction; inositol metabolic process. Bases 1330 to 2163 code for a protein of 277 amino acids. Gene Ontology annotation, molecular function: inositol monophosphate 1-phosphatase activity. The transcript has 9 exons.
UUAAGUAGAGUUAACAAGAUACCCAAGAUUUCUGGGAAAAGAAUCACCAAGUUGGUCCCUCUUUUUUCAAAUAUAGGGUAAUUGGGCACUAUUACUCCUGCCCAUGGGUGACCUUGGCACCUUGUGGCUGGGCAAAGGCCAUUCCCCAAACCCCCUCCAUAGUCAGGUGUCUGGGAAAGUAUCAGGGGCAUUGAGUCUCACCUCUUUUCCAUUUUGAGGUUUAGUAGAAUUAGAACUCUCAUGGAUGGAAGUCAGCUGGUAGGAAAGAACAUCAGAGACCCUGAAGAGGGAACUCGCAUUUAGGGAAGUCUGGAAUGGUGACCUGGCAGGCACAUCAGAAGCAGAUUUUGUCCUGACCUAUUAUGUUGCUGAUACUGGAACCUGCCUGACCCCCAACCACCAUGGAAUAGCCAGAUGAUUUGGGACUUGGAAAAAUGGCUGCAGAUAGGGCUGUAGGUUUCAAAACUGUUCCUUUGGGGAAGCCGAGAGCAAUGUACCAGGUACUGAGGUCUCUGCAGCCAUCUGAACUACUCAGAGCACUGGACAAAAAUCUUUUGGAUUGUGUGGGGGACCAGUUUCCAGCACUGCCAAAACCAGAUAUGUGCGCUAAAAGAUUAUCCAAUUUUAGGUGUUUGGAAGACAAACAGUCACUGAAGCAACACUGACUUGAACAAUUGUGAAGUAGCAUCUGAGGCCCCUAGAAAAAGAUUGGACUUCCUGCUCAUUUGAGGUAGGUAGCCUGAAGUGUUAUUUGAAUAAGAAGUAAGAUUUGAUCUUCUGACUUAACGUUGCUUACACUGAUUUUUAGCAGCUUUGCCAAAUCAGUGAGACCAUGCUCAUUUAAAGGAGGUAUAAACAGGACUCUGGUGACAUUUUCUGCAAAUGCCUGGAAAAUUUCAUUUGGUUACAAAUCAACACUAGUUGCUAUGUAGUUGGCAAGAUUAUCAUAACUGUCAACGAAGAACCAGAAACCUAAUUUCUCAAGUUUUCCUGAAUUCCUGAAGACAGCACAGGCUGCAGAAAGGAGGUUAGAACAAAAAAAUAAAAAGAGGCCAAAUCUCCAAUGCCUAAGCAGUUCUGGAUCCAGCGGUCAGGACAGGGCUAGAGCCUCAAACGCCGCAAUCAGGGCGGAUCUAUCCCAGACGGAGUCACGCCUAUGUGGGCGGGGCCGUAGGGGUGGGACUUCCUGUCCGGAACAUUUUUCACUCACAGGAAGAACACAGCCACGGAUCCUGCCGGUAGUCUAGUGAUAGAGUCUGACCUCUUCCAACUUAAGACCUAGGGAUUUUUAACUGCUUUGUCCUGACUCCUGUUAAAUCUGCUCAGAAGAUGGCUGAUCCUUGGCAGGAAUGCAUGGACUAUGCAGUAACCCUAGCAAGACAGGCUGGAGAGGUGGUUCGUGAAGCUAUAAAAAAUGAAAUGAAUGUCAUGGUCAAAAGUUCUCCAGCUGAUUUGGUAACAGCUACUGACCAAAAAAUUGAAAAAAUGCUUCUCUCUUCCAUAAAGGAAAAGUUUCCAUCUCACAGUUUCAUUGGUGAGGAAUCUGUGGCAGCUGGGGAAAAAAGUAUCUUAACCGACAGCCCUACAUGGAUCAUUGACCCUAUUGAUGGAACAACUAAUUUUGUCCAUAGGUUUCCUUUUGUAGCUGUUUCAAUUGGCUUUACUGUAAAUAAAAAGAUGGAAUUUGGAGUUGUAUACAGUUGCCUGGAGGAUAAGAUGUAUACAGGCAGGAAAGGAAAGGGAGCCUUUUGUAAUGGUCAAAAACUACAGGUUUCACAACAAGAAGAUAUUACCAAAUCACUCUUGGUGACAGAGUUUGGCUCUUCUAGAACACCAGAGACUGUAAGAAUUAUUCUUUCUAAUCUGGAAAGGCUUUUGUGUGUUCCCAUUCAUGGGAUCCGAGGUGUUGGAACAGCAGCUAUUAAUAUGUGCCUUGUGGCAACUGGCGUUGCAGAUGCAUAUUAUGAAAUGGGAAUUCACUGCUGGGAUAUGGCAGGAGCUGGCAUCAUUGUUACUGAAGCUGGUGGAGUGCUAAUGGACGUGACAGGUGAGCCAUUUGACUUGAUGUCACGAAGAAUAAUUGCUGCAAAUAGUAAAACAUUAGCAGAAAGGAUAGCCAAAGAAAUUCAAGUAGUACCGUUUCAAAGAGAUGAUGAAGAUUAACUGCAACAGCCUCGCGUAUUCAGUCACGGUUCCAUUGCCCCUGUAUUUGCUGACACACUGAUGAUGUUAUAAAAUUUAGGACGUUUAUUUCAGAUGUAUAAUAUGAUUGGCUUAAGUUGUCUUUGAUAUCCAGAUUAAAAAAUUGCAGUUUGUUGUAUAUUUUACUAAGACUAGGUAUGCGAGAAUACAUGAAAUGUUGCAUUGUUUUAACAAACUUUGCUUGUGAGAGUGCGCUUUGGGAAAGAUAUACAGGUAGUUGAUAAGACAAAGUAUCAUCGACUGAAAUAGCAGUUUAGAGUUUCUAAGUAUAUAUGAGCCUCUGAAAUUCUGACUGUGUACAUAAGCAUUCUUAACUACAAAGUUAACUUUUUGGAAAAAAAUUUUAGUUCCCAAAGCCAUAUUUAAUUAAAUUUGUAAGAAUUAAUGGGUCCUUCCUAGACCAAGGUUUUUUUUCUUUGCAGAGAACCUUGUUUUAUUCAUCAGUGUACACGUAGCACCUAGCAGAGUAUUUGUUAAACAUGGGCAGUCUAAAAAUAAGCAUUCAAAAGAUAUUUUGAAAGUAGCAAUUCCUAGUUAUACAUAAAGCAAUGAGCUCACCCUUUAUUUUUACUGCAGGUGUUAAAGAUGAUCUCAUCCUUUUCAUAUUUUACAAUAUCAUUCCUUUUAACUCUUCACAUUGCCAUAUCAUUUCAAUUCCUGUACCAUCAGGUAUCCUUUCUACUUGUGGGCAUUUCUGCAGUUAAUGUUUUCCAAGACACUACAGUAUUUGUUUGGAAUCUUUUAAAGUCCCAAUGUUUAAAAAAAAAAAGUUUCAAAACAUUAUCAGGCAUCUAAUUUAAAUUCUAUAAUUAGAGUAUCAAAUUGUACUAAAUUCAGGGGCUCCUGGGUGACUCAGUUGGUUAAGUGUCCGACCUCGGCUCAGGUCAUGAUGUCACGGUUCGUGGAUUCGAGCCCCGCAGCAGGCUCUGUGCUGACAGCUCAGAGCCUAGAGCCUGCUACAGAUUCUGUGUCUCCCUCAUGCACUCUCUCAAAAACAACCAAACAUUAAAAAAAACUGUACUAAAUUCAAUAUUAAUGUUUGAAAGUUGUUCCUACUGAUCUUGUUGUGCACAGGAGACCUACAAUCUGGCAGGUAAACUGUAUUAUUAAUUGGUGUUUUUUUCCCCAAACUCCUUAAUUUUGUUGCCACUGGAUUCUAUUCAGUCUUUAAAUAUUCCUUACUAGUCUUUGUCUUAGGAAACUCAAAGAAAAUUGUUCCGGUUCAUAAACAUUUUAAGUAAGGUCAAUUGACUGCUUAGCCUUGUCCUUUGACACUUGAAUAGACUAUUAAUUUUUGUUAGUCUCAUGUGAACCUUGUAUUUGAUAAAAGGAAAAGUACAUUUAUAAAGUUUAAGGUAGGGGAUUAUUGUGCACUUCAAUAUACUAAGAUUUGAGUAUUGUAAUUAUUUACUGUUGGUCAUGUGCAGUAAAAAUAUACUGUAUUCUGUGGUUAAUUUUGCAAUUAAAUUUAUUUAAGAUUCGUAAAAUUUUAAGUAUAACUGAACAUUGUUAAAGUUUAUAGUUUAUGUUUGAGAUUUGUGUUGAGUUGUAAAUGUUGACACUUGCAGUUGUGGCUGAAUAUAUGGUCUUGGGUUUUUUUUGUCUACAGUUUUCUCAACUUUUCUAAAAGUCUUUUAGAAUAAUUUUCCAAAAAGUAGCUUUUUUUCCCCUAAAUGCAAUUAAUUAGAUAAUUUGUGGCUGAAAUUUCUUUAGACAUUGAAAAAAAGAGGUUUGACAAGUGAGUUAUCUGCCAAUAGUUUGUAAACCUUCUAGCAGUUCCUUCUAGUAUUUACCUUCAUCAUUUUAAAGGUAUAUUAAAGGAUAUUUAAAGG